GUUACGCAACACAGCCGGCAAGUCAAGGAGCGUGUGAAACGGACGUCUGACCCAGUCAGUUGAAAUAAAUAUCGGCAUCUCAAAAUAUUAAAACAUAAACCACCAAAGUUGUUUGGUCGGGUAUUGGUCUUCCAUUAGAAAAUUGGAUGGAUAGAAAAGCAUGUGUGUGUGUGUGUGUGUGUGUGUGUUUGCGUGUGCAUGUUAGGUAUGGGAAUCACAACCUACACAGCGGCUCGUAUACUCAAGGGACAACUGCAGAACCACACUGGAGAGGAGACAGUGAUGACCAUGGACACCUUCCCUCAUGUGGGCUUGGCCAAGACUUACAGUGUGGACUUCCAGAUUGCAGAUAGCGCCGCCACAGCCACUGCUUAUCUGUGUGGAGUCAAAACCAACCUGAACACCCUUGGUGUCAAUGCAGCAGCUCGAAAUGGUGUCUGCAGGAGCCAGAAGGGAAAUGAAGUCACAUCCAUCCUGAAGUGGGCCAAGGAUGCCGGCAAGUCUGUUGGCAUCGUGACAACCACGCGGGUGCAACAUGCCACCCCAGCCGCCAGCUUCGCCCACAGUGCCAGCAGGAAGUGGUACAGUGACGCCGACAUGCCUGCUGCCGCCAAGAGGGGCGGCUGCACAGACAUCGCCUCUCAGCUGCUCAACAACACAGAUAUCGAUGUGAUUAUCGGGGGCGGGAGAAAGUACAUGACCCCCAGGGGCACCAAGGACCCGGAAUACCCGGGAGACUACUCAUCCAGGGGUAAAAGACAAGACAAGCGUAACCUCAUCAAUGAAUGGCAAAGCAUGAAACUUGGCAAGGUAGCUCAUUAUGUAUGGAAUAAAACUGAUUUUGACGCUGUGGACCCUGACACAACAGAUUACCUCAUGGCUCUGUUUGAACCCGGUGAUCUGCGAUAUGAGGCGGAGAGGGACCCCAACAUGGACCCUUCCAUUGUGGAGACCACGGAGAAAGCCAUUCGCAUCCUUCGGAAAAACCCAAAAGGCUUCUUCCUUCUGGUGGAGGGGGGUCGUAUCGACCAGGCUCACCACGACGGCCGAGCCUACAUGGCGCUCCACGAGACGGUGGCUUUCGACAACGCCAUUGCCAAGGGCCUUGAGCUCACCAGCGAGUGGGAGACGCUCACCGUAGUGAUGGCCGACCAUUCCCACCCGUUUACCUUCAAUGGGUACCCUUUCCGAGGGCAAAGCAUCCUGGCUAAAUCUCCAUUGUGGGCCAAAGACAUGUUGCCUUAUACCACACUCAUGUACGGCAAUGGACCUGGACACAAAAUCACCAACGGCACACGUCCUGACAUCCGCAAUGUUGACACUAAAGCUAAAGCUUAUGUCCAACUGUCAGCCGUGCCCACUGACUCAGCCACCCACAGUGGCGAGGAUGUGGCCGUGCUCGCCCGUGGACCCAUGGCACACCUCUUCCACGGCGUCCAGGAGCAGAACUACAUCGCCCACGCCAUGGCCUACGCUGCGUGCGUGGGCGCAGACAUGGGACACUGUCGAGGACUAACCACUCCGUCUUUGGCUCACACCACCUUAGACAGCAGCAACACACCUUUGGGAGCCCACGGGCCAACAGUAUUGAUCUGUGGACUCCUCAGCACAUUCUUGGCCCGUAAAGUGCUGAUUUAAUGUCCCUUUACUUGAAGUCAAGUGCUACCGUUUGGGGGGAAA
This is a messenger RNA of Nerophis ophidion (straightnose pipefish), 1680 nucleotides long. RefSeq names its product alkaline phosphatase 3 (gene alp3). The coding region runs from base 199 to 1638 and encodes 479 amino acids. Gene Ontology annotation, biological process: dephosphorylation. Gene Ontology annotation, cellular component: plasma membrane. NCBI's taxonomy places the organism in Eukaryota, Metazoa, Chordata, Actinopteri, Syngnathiformes, Syngnathidae. The record is from RefSeq and is a predicted model, not a curated record. The transcript is spliced from 9 exons. Gene Ontology annotation, molecular function: alkaline phosphatase activity.